Molecule: messenger RNA, 1974 nt
Organism: Pieris napi
Lineage: Eukaryota; Metazoa; Arthropoda; Insecta; Lepidoptera; Pieridae
Exons: 3
Coding region: 213-1874 (553 amino acids)
Source: RefSeq, a predicted model, not a curated record
UGCAGACUGCAGUUCAGACUUCAGUCAAAACAAAACACGACGUAGGGAACAAAGUGAAAUUUGCUUGAUGUAUUAGGUAUCGUAUCGACAUAUUGAUACAAUUAUAAAAAAAUGUAUUUAAUUUUUUCGGAUAUUAAGAUUGUGAUGUAGUCAAAAAUAAUUAUUUUGCUCGCACCUCCAAAUUACUUGUGUUACAAUAAACAAAUAUAAAAAUGGACGGACACUCUUUAGAACAUAGUGAUUCGGAUUCUGGCGAAAGUUGGACUUUACUAGAAUCAAACCCAGCUUUCGCCGACGAAGCACCAGAAUUUGCGGAAACACCUAUCGAAAGUCCAGUAUCAGAUAGCCAUGAAAAAGAUGAUGAUACAGAUGGUAUAUCAAUCAUCAGUGACAGUGACCAUGAAACCCAUUCUCCAUAUCAAAUACAUUUUGAAAAAUAUUCUAAAGAGAUCCGUCCCACAGAAGCAGAGAUUCCCCAAUAUACUUCUGUUAAUCCACAACUGCUCAACUUUAAUACUGAUGAAUCUUUAGGGGCUGAUAAUGAAUUUUUGGGUGAUAAUAAUAAACACAGAAUAUAUGUACAUAAAAGAAAUAAGAGACUCAGUACAGUUCUUAACAUAAUUGUGUUGGGAAGUGUAAUAACAGCAGCAGGUGUUGCUAUUGGACACAUGUGGGGAGCUAAAAAUGAUUGCUCAAUGCAUGUUCCACCUUCAGUUAACAAGAUAUUGUCAAAUUUGUAUAAACUGCAAGAAGAGAAUGCAUAUUUGCGGAACAAGUUAAAAGAAUUAAGUCAGUAUCACCAAAUACAGCAAAAGUUACCUAUUAAAAUCAAUAAAUGCAGGAAGGUAUUUGAAGAGUCAUUAAACAAUAAUAAUGUGAACAGAUUUACAAAAUGUGUUGAUGAUAACAAAUUAGAAAGUCAUUUAGUUGAACCUUCAUUUGAAAGAAAUUUUGUAGCUGACAUUAAUAAGCUUGAAAAUAUUUAUAAAGAUAAUAAGAGUUGGCUUGAUGAAGAAAUCACUAAAAGAUUAAAAGUUGAAAAAAAUAUGUGGAAUAAUAAUAUAAACAAAUUAACUAAGUCAAAUACAAAGUGCAAACAAAACAAACCUUUUCUUGAAAAGAAUGAAGAUGAAUCUUCUAAAUCAAAUAAAAACUCUUUAAUAGAGAAUGAUUCUUUUGAAAUUCCGCUAAUGAGAGUUAGCUAUGCAGAUUCUCUGAAAAGUGAGGAUACAGAUAAGAGGCUGAAUAAAAGAGAUGCUGCCUUUGAAAAUAAUACAAGUAAAUUGCAAAAUAAGAAAAAGAUGAAAGAUAAAGGUGACAAUUUGGAACAAAGUAUAAGUGAUAUAGAACUAAAAAAGGAUGACAGAUAUGUUGGAAAUAAAAGUAGACAGGAAAAGAAGAAACUUAAUCGCCAAAAAGCAUUUAAAAAACAAAAAAGGCGUAAUAAAUAUGAGCAAUGGGAAAUGAAAGGUGGUUUCAUUAGGGAUUAUGAUGACAUAUCUAUUUCAUCACAAGAGGAUUAUAGUCCUAUAACCUCUGAACAAAAAUCCACCAUAACUGAUGGUACAACUAUUGAUAAUUCAGAUAGGUUUAUAGAAACUGAAAACAAUAAAUCUCAGCCCAAUAAACAAAAUAAAAAAAGAAAAAUUUUAGAGGACAGUCCAAAACAAGAAAAUUGGUAUGAUAAAAGAGUUGAGCUACGCAAGGUAGCCAGACAGAAACUUGAGCAAGAAAUGUUUGGUGAAAAGGGCCCAAACACAGCUCGGUGGUACUUUAAGAGAAUGCAGAAAAGAGAACAAUGCCGUACUAAAGAUAAUAGUACAAACAGAAAAUUAAAUGACAAGCGCGGUAUGAAUUACAAAAUGAAACAUUGAGAUAGACAUAAUCACAAUAUAUUAUUUUGACCAUAAGUUAUAAUAGAGGCUAUAAUAUGUAGAACAAUUUUGACAAAUGAAAUUUUGUGUAUUAUAUUAA